GAUAAACAGCAUGAUGGUGAUGCACUACAUCACCACCUUGCUUUGUUAUACACAGUACAUCUAGAUUCAUCCUGCUCUGAGUUGUCUACUGCUAUUCUGCAGUCAACGUGAACGGAAAGAAUGAAGCUGCUUCUGCAGUCGCGGCCGAUGCUGCUGCUUCUGGCUCUGCUGUGCGCACCGUUCUCCACCGUGGUCCUGGCACAGACCACGCAGACCAACUCGCUUCCCGCGCUGCAGGCUAUGGUAAGAAGUGCAUGAUUGAGUAGUUCUUUUUGUAUCAAUCUCGAUAUUCAUCACGCAGUACGCGUACAACUCGAUCUAGACCAUGUUCAUCAGAGCAUGUGAUUUCAUAUUGCAGCAAGUUACAACAUUGAUUUCCAACACUACAGAUGAACGCCGCAGCGAUGACCAUCAAAGCGCGCAUUGGGCAAGAGGACGAGACGGGCUUUCCUCAGACCCCUAAGGACGCCUACUUCGCGUCCUACAAAACCUACAUGGGCUACAUGCAGAAUGUGGGGAACGACAUCGCCCAGAUCAUAUGCAUUGCAAAUUAUCGAUCUGGGCUUGGAAAUAAGGCGCGGGCACUUGUUGGCAGGCAUCUUUCUUUUUCAACGCAUGAGAGUGAGACCAAAUUCGUGAAUCUGAAUCUGACUUCCAUCCACCUGCGAACCAAUUCGGCAUCACAAAGUCCGUUCUAUCGAGGCCCAGACACAUAUUUACAAUGUAUAGCUUACCGCCCUGCACAAAACGCUGAAGGAUACCGACGAUGGGAGCACCCGAUAAGAGUGUUUGUGUCCACAGCGUCCGCUUCACUAUCAACUGGAACAAGCUCGUUUGAUGCGUUUGUUCUCUUCAUGCCCCGUCAUCUGGUUUGUUUUUUCGAAGAAAUUUUACAACAGUACGCAGAUCGGAGGCACUAACGUAGAUCUAAAUUUGGAGAAGACUGCAGCUUUAUUCAGUAACACUUAUCAGGAUUGAAAGUGUUGUUGAUGUAACAAGUAAUUUAGCGAAUGAGGUGGCGUUGGCGAAGGCGAGCGUCGCGAAGCUGCAUGCAACAUCACAGCCGGCGUCGAUUACAUUGCAGCACGACGGCAGAAAAGAUUUCGUGACACAGGAGACACCAGAAGGGGCAGUACAAAAGUACGUCUGGGUUUCGUUUCUGUUUCGAUAAAUCAAUCAAAGCAAGGUGGUUUCAUUUCGCAAGGCCGCCGCGGGAAGGAAACGAGACAUCAAGAAGUUGUUGUGAACAAGAUGCUGUUCCUCUGCACGAGACUGAGUUGCUCUUGCUUCAAAUUUGAUGAUGGCCAUGAUCCUUUUAUAUUGCAUUUGUUUUUUGAUGAGGCAGAAACUUCCAUCUGGUGAAAAUAUAAAUAAUUGAAUUGGAG
Messenger RNA from Amoebophrya sp. A120, 1385 nucleotides. NCBI's taxonomy places the organism in Eukaryota, Dinophyceae, Syndiniales, Amoebophryaceae. The record is from the annotation of a GenBank genome assembly.